AUGACUAUAAGUACCAAAGCUGAUUACUUGGUCUUGGAAUCCAGUGUAGGAUCAUCUUCUUUCCAAACGGUUCAAACUUCUCAAGCUGUUGUCGUCUGUGUGUGCUUCUUAGUCCCUUCGUGGGUUUUCGAAAAGUUGAAGCGUGAGAUCAACGGUCAUGUUCCUACAAAUCGUUUCCGACCUCGCGAUUCCAACGCCGCCGCCGUUGGCUUUACAGACGAAGUUAGCAUUCCCAACACCUGGUUCGUGGCCGUUGAUAUCGGUAAUCCACCUCAGACAUUUCUGUUCAAUCCCGAUUCAGGAGCACCAGACUUCAUGGCUCUCACACCCCUCACUGGAAGGACCUAUUCCCAGCCCGUGCACAACUAUGCUCUGUCAAGUACCUCAGCUGCAACCCCUGGUUCCUAG
Molecule: messenger RNA, 408 nt
Organism: Hyaloscypha bicolor E
Lineage: Eukaryota; Fungi; Ascomycota; Leotiomycetes; Helotiales; Hyaloscyphaceae
Exons: 4
Coding region: 1-408 (135 amino acids)
Source: RefSeq, a predicted model, not a curated record